UCGGUGUUUCAAAGUGUUCGAUAGCUAUUCAAAUGAGGCCAUUUUGGCAGUAACUGUUAGAUUGUUUUGAAUGUAGCUCUGAUCAGACGAAGGAGUUGCCCUCUCUGAACAGCAUCAAAUUUAUGAUCACCUCAGACAAGAAAGAUAAAAAAGAUAGAUGCGAAAUCUUGUGCUUGUAACGUUAAUUUAUUGAACAUGCAACCAUUGUGAACAGUUUUUUAAAUAGAACUUUCUAAUGUGAUAAUUGCCCGGAUGGACCUGGUGCCUGUCGGCUGAAACAUCAUAUACAAUCCGCGGUGAGACUGACGAGGCGGGACCGCCGACAGGAUGGUGGAGCGGUCGGACCGUGCCCCUCUGCUGGACUGGGAGGAGGUUCCGUCUGCGGAGAAGCCCGAGGGAGAGGCACCGGCGACGGGGAACGCCAAGGAACGACUGUCGAGCCCCUCCAACAGUCAUGUCCCAUCGGGAUGCUCUUCGCCGGCGUUUGGGUGGAGCAGCGGUCCAGGGGGUCCCACUCCCACCAAGUCUGUAUCCAACGCAGACGGCUGCAGCGCCCCACCCGUGACCUCCAGCGACCCAGUGGGUAAGGAUGAAGCGCUGCACCCCGACACCGAGGAGCAUCUCUCGGACUCGGAAUCGAUGAUGGUACCGCUGGAGGACAGGAUGGUGAAAUGGGAGGAAAAGGACCAGAUUGUGUCUGUUUUCGUGGUUACAUUCAAUACCAGAUCAGGAAACAUGCUGGAGUGGUGUCUGCCCAACGACAUGGACCUGGACGGAGUCGAGUUCAAAGCCAUCGCCAGCGGCUCCCACAGGGUCACCACAGACUUCAUAUACUUCCGCAAAGGCAGCUUCUUUGGCCUCGCUUGCUUUGCCAACAUGCCGGUGGAGAGCACAGUGGAGAGGGGGGCGAGGAUGAAGUCAGUAGGGAUCCUAUCUCUUUCCUACACCCUCCUCUACCGCUACAUGAGCUUCCUGGAGCACCAGGUCAGGCUCCAGCUUCAGUCCCCAGGUCACUACUCCCCACUAGAGGCCUUCUACGAGGACAAGAGGGCACUUCUGCCCCCCAGUGGUGACGGGGUUGUUACUGCAUGUUCGGUUAACGCCUGGGGAGCUGCGAUCAACCACAGCAUGCACCCUGAGAUGAAGAUCACUCACCCUGCAGGCUGUAUGUCCCAGUUCAUCCGCUUCUUUGGGGAGCAGAUCAUGGUGCUGUGGAAACUAGCUCUCCUCCGCAGACGCAUCCUGAUCUUCUCCCCGCCACCCGUGGGUGUGGUGUGCUACAGAGUGUACUGCUGCUGCUGCCUGGCAAACAUCUCCAUCCCUGGGAUUGGCGUGGCCGUGCCCGAGUUCCGCCCCUUCUUCUAUGUUAAUGUGGCCGACAUCAGCGCCCUGGAGAAAGAGCUUUCCUAUGUAGCAUGUACUACUGAGAAGAUCUUUGAGGAGAAGAAGGAUCUGUAUGAUGUUUAUGUGGACAAUCAGAAUGUAAAGACCAACAGAGAUGGGCUGAAGCCUCUGCUCCGCCUCAGCACGGCAGACAGGGAGAAAUAUCGCAAGCUCACUGAGCAGAGGCAGAUGUUGCUGUACUCUCAGGAGGAAAACGGAGACUGUGUGUCCAGUGAAGAGGAUCUCUUUAUUCUUUUUUUCCUCGAGCAGAACAACAGGAUUUUCCAGACCCUCAGUGAGGUGGCAGGGAGCUCUGAUCCAACCCUGACCCCGGAGAGUGUGAGGGCCAUGGGUCUGGAUCCCCACGGAGACAGGCUCUUCUUGCUCCACCUGCUGGAGAUCUACGGCUAUGACAGCCUGCUGGUAUCGGAGCAGCUGUGCUGCAGUUGAGACGACAGACUUGCCUUUCAUCACUGCUGAUUUUUCCAAAAGGGGGGUGUGACCUUUAAGUGCUGCACUACUGGCUUCUUGGGAGUCUUCAGGACUAUUUCAACCUCCAGUAAAUUCUGUGGUGUAACUGUUCAUCUCCCUGCGCUUUUCUGUUCUGCUUCUUCACAGUGUGAUGGCAAAAACAACUAUAACGGUCAACUGUCAUGUGUUUAAACCAAGAGUUAAAAGAUCACUUCUACUUGAUGCAGCCUUAUGGAGAUAAAUCUUUGGAUGGAUUACUCACCUCAAAAAGUGAUCAGUUUGGUCGGAUACUGCUGCAAUGGAUGUAAAUGCAAUGGAUGGCAGGUCCGAACUUAAGAAGAUGAUCGGCAAGAAACACUUUGCCUGAACUCAGAUUUUCAAGUUGAAGGAAGAAGACUUCCUCCAAAAUGAAGGCAGUGGUUUGGAAAUUUCCAGUGAACAAAAAUGUAACAAAAGACUAAUGAAUGAAAGGUAAAAAGAGGUAAACUUCUUGUAAAUAAUCCUGUGUUUGUGUCUGUAUGUACAGUGUGUGUCAGUGUAUGUGUGAUACUGGGUCCACCUCUCCACCAGUGUUGCUGUCCUUGUAUCAAGUGCUGGAUUUAAAUAUCUCAUUCUUAAGCCUCCAGUUUCAAAAUCAGGGCCUCCUGUCUUGAACGCUAAUUUAUGACACUACAAGCAGGUGAAAACUCUCCUUUUUUUUCUCAUCAGGAACCAUGUCUGUAAGCACUAGUGUUUAAGUGGUACUUAAUGGAACGAAUGAGAAGGUGACGAGCUAAGACCAAAUCAGAUUUGUCAAGGAUCUUGUGUACAGAAUGAAAAAGGGCAAUUUGAAAAGGCUUUUUUUUUUUGCACCAGGGCUGUUCAGAAGCAAUUAUGCUGUCUAGUCUUUUAUUGUUUUCAAAUGUCCAGUUAUGUUCGCAGCUCUCCAGUAAAGACAAUGACAGGCGUUCAGGGGUGACUUCACACCAUCAAAAUAUUCUUUCAGUUAAAAGUUGCCUUUUAACCACUAUUAUCUGAAGAAGAGAUCGUACAGUCAGUUAAGAUAUCAUUUUACUACUUUUAAGCUCUCUACAUUUGACCAAAAUAAUAGCUUAUACAAGCUAUCUAUGCUUUGUUUACCUGUUCAUACAUGAGGCUAUACAGAAAUAUCAAAGGAACAUGUCAACUGGCUCUACGUUUUUUGGAAGCCUUAAGAUGCAAGUCAUAUUUUGGCCACUAGAGGGCAGAACAACUGAAAAAGGACAGAUACAUAGGAACUACUAGUCAGUGAGAUGUUCGCACAAAGUUGUCUUACUCGUCAUCCUGUGAACACUUUUCAUUUACACACAAUUCAUGUAAAGUUUUAUUUUUUUUCUCCGUUUCUUUGAAGUCUCCCAACAGCUCACAAAUAAGUCACAAACAUAGCUGCUGGAUGUUCCAAUAUCAUCACUAGCUAGCUCUAGACUGGAAUGCUUGUAGCACUGGAUAGGUAGCAUACACUGGUCUUUAUUGAAAACUGUCAUUUUGAUGCUAGAAACAUGUUUGAUAAGUGUAGAGACCCAACUGUACAGAAAAUGUUCCGUCAGAGGCUCAGCAAGUUCCCCCAAAGAUAGGGAUUUAAAAAUGUUUUAUUGUUUAAUGCAGCUGUAAUCAUUUCUUAUUUCACCUUGAUGGGUCAUUUUUAAUUUAAUCCUGGAAACCCUCACACAGAAGACAUCCUACAGCAACUUGUGUGCAGCAAGAAAGUCAGUGUUUCCAGGUAUUCGCUUCAGAGUGAUUCUGAAUGAAUCAUUUCGACAAGAAAAAUCACACACUGAAAGACAAAUGCACUGAAAUCAAAUCACUUAAAAGUCAGAUGUAUUGGUUCCGAGUUUCAUUUUUUCCGGUUCCUACAUGCCACACAGUAACAAACCUUGUACUGUGGUUACAGGCCUUUGUGCUACACACUACAAGACAUUAAGUACUUCUAAAACAAACUAAGGUUAUUCUUUUUGUUUGUAUAUUUUGAGGUUUUUUUUAAGUAAUGUAUCCAUUUAUUUUUGUUAUUUUUAGUGUUAACAUGUUAAUCCAUUUCAAUGUAAAUAUACAAUUGCUGUUACUUUACCUGUGAAGAACUGGGAUCUGUUGAAUGUGUUUUAUAAGGCAAUCAUGAUCCCACUAAGCCUCUGUAUCACAUGACACCUUCAUGCAUUUCUGUUUCCACCGUCUGCUGUAAGAAACAACUUCAAGCUGAUUUUUCCUGCCACACUGCAUGGCACCAUAGAUGACCUACAGCAACCAUGUUUGUAGUUGAAGUGACAGCACGACUCAUGUUAAAAUAGCUUUCACUUUAUUUAUUUUACUGUAAACCAUUUCAAGAAUAAAGUGUACCACCACUUGUAAGGAAAACAACAUGUUCUCAGUCUGAGUACAAUGUACAAAGUAACUUUCCUGAGUUUCACUUUCAGAUGGAAUUCAGAUUACCAAAUGUGCAGGUCAAAGUUCAUGACUUAAACAUUAAUGGACUUA
Labrus mixtus (cuckoo wrasse) is the source of this 4341-nucleotide messenger RNA. RefSeq names its product DENN domain-containing protein 11-like. The transcript is spliced from 9 exons. The coding region runs from base 328 to 1833 and encodes 501 amino acids. Lineage: Eukaryota; Metazoa; Chordata; Actinopteri; Labriformes; Labridae. The record is from RefSeq and is a predicted model, not a curated record. Gene Ontology annotation, cellular component: cytoplasm.